AUAUCAUACCAUGCAUCCGUCCAGUACUCCGGUUACCUCACGCUGUGGCUUUCUGCGCAGUCGCAAGCGCAUUAAUCCGCAUCCCAUAUCGCAACUUAUUACGCUGCCAAAGGCAGAAAAAGGAGAAAAGCUUUCCAAGGUUGAUUUAGAGAACGCCAGCUCGAAUCCCGAGGAUAUCAACCACUCAAUGGAUCCUGACACCUCGCCAAAAUUGAAAUCCCAGGACAUCGGAAAAAGGUAG
This is a messenger RNA of Drosophila takahashii, 241 nucleotides long. RefSeq lists its product as uncharacterized. The record is from RefSeq and is a predicted model, not a curated record. Lineage: Eukaryota; Metazoa; Arthropoda; Insecta; Diptera; Drosophilidae.